AUGGAUCAUCAUUGUCCAUGGGUGAAUAAUUGUGUGGGCGAGGCAAAUCAGAAGUAUUUUGUUCUGUUCACGAUGUACAUAGCACUAUUGUCUUUUCAUGCACUUUAUUGGGGAAUAUGGCAGUUUGUACUUUGCGUCGGCAAGGAGUGGCAUAGCUGCAGUAACCUUGGUCCACCAGGUACAACACUCAUGCUGAUUUUCUUGAUGUUUGAAGCCAUUUUGUUCGCAAUUUUUACGUCAGUCAUGUUUGGCACACAACUGUCGGCCAUAUGCAGUGAUGAAACGGCCAUUGAAACUCUGAAACGGUAUGAUUUUAGUGCUUUUAAUUCUUCAUUGUAUGUGAAAAAGCUUGGUGUCAGUAUCUUACGCGACGUUUCAUUGCAAUGGUUUCGUAGCGGUUCCCCUGGUGUGGAACCCACACCCGGGAAAGCUCUUCAUAAAGAGUAUCCAUAUGCGGUGAAGCGUGGUCGUGAAGAUCGACAGAAAGCGAUCUCGUGGAAGAAGAACAUGCAGUCAGUAUUCGGAGGGCCGUGUUCCGUGCGGUGGCUAAAUCCGUUGGUCGAGCCGUACAUGAGCAAGCCAGCGUGUGAAUAUUCUGUCUAG
This is a messenger RNA of Haemonchus placei, 603 nucleotides long. Lineage: Eukaryota; Metazoa; Nematoda; Chromadorea; Rhabditida; Trichostrongylidae. The record is from the annotation of a GenBank genome assembly.